GGCUGGCAUCCAAUAUUAAAAGGUGCCACACAGCAUCCUCAGAAGGGCACCUAAAGACAUCAUGCCGGGCAAAAUUCGAACUGCACAGUCUGUCUCCCUUGACAUCCCAGCUGCAGACCAGCCUAAUUUGCAUAAUCGGUGGCAUCCCGAUAUUCCUACAAUCGGAACCAUUGAACCUGGCGAAACCGUAAAAAUCGAAUGCGUCGACUGGACUGGUGGCCAAAUCGGCAACAAUGAUAGUGCUGAGGAUGUACGCACUGUAGAUUUAACCAAAAUCCACUAUCUAACUGGUCCUUUUGAAAUCAAAGGUGCUGAACCGGGCGAUCUCUUGGUUGUAAACAUUACGGAUGUCCAACCUUUCGAGGACUCACCAUGGGGAUUCACCGGAAUCUUUGACCGGAAAAACGGCGGUGGCUUUCUCGACGAGCACUACCCAAAGGCUGCCAAGGCUAUCUGGGACUUUGAUGGCAUAUAUUGCACCAGUCGACACAUUCCUGGAGUGCGAUUUGCCGGCCUGAUUCACCCCGGAAUUCUGGGGUGUGCCCCGUCAACAGAAGUCUUGGCCGAGUGGAAUCGCCGGGAGGGCGAUCUUAUCUCGGCUUGCGUUCACAGCCAUCCUGAGAAGGUGGUCGCGCAGCCGCCGUUGACAGUGAAUGCGCAUGCUGGACAAGCUUCUGGAGACUUGAAGACGAAGAUUGCCCGCGAGGGAGCGAGGACUAUCCCUGGACGGCCAGAACAUGGAGGAAACGUCGAUAUCAACAACAUUUCGAGAGGAUCAACAACUUAUCUGCCCGUACACGUUGCUGGCGCAAAGUUCUCAGUCGGCGAUCUCCAUUUCAGCCAAGGCGACGGCGAAAUCAGCUUCUGCGGCGCCAUUGAAAUAGCAGGAACCAUCACCAUCAAGUUCGAUCUCAUCAAGAAUGGCGUUCAAUCGCGAGCCAUCAAGAGUCCUGUUUUCCGACCAGGCGACGUGGCUCCCAAUUUUGGCCCCGGGCGGUAUCUGACGUUUGAGGGCUUCUCCGUCGAUGAGAAUGGCAAGCAGCACUUUUUGGAUGCAACUGUGGCCUAUAGGCAAGCGUGUCUCCGCGCGAUUGAGUAUCUGAAGCAAUUUGGAUACUCGGGAGAACAAAUCUAUCUUCUUUUAUCGUGCGCUCCGAUCAAGGGCUCGAUCGCUGGUAUCGUAGACGUGCCAAAUGUCUGCACAACGCUGGGGAUUCCUAUGGACAUAUUUGACUUUGACAUUUCUGUUGAGGCCGUGCCGCAGAAGCGAGAUCUCGGGUCUUGUCCAAUUUCGAGCGUGUAAGUCAGCUACAGAGCUAGAGCAGAAAUGGAUAAUCGUCUAGCCUGCGCUGCACUUGCUUAUGGCAACUGGGCAACAUGGACUGCGUGGGCAACAUGAGGCAACAGUAACUGAAGUCAGAGUUGGCUGCGAUGAAGUCAAAUGCGGCAUACUUGAGAUGCGUCUUGGUAUAAUUUAAUAAAGCAAUUGUAAAAAAGUACACAGUUUUCGGGCAUAGAUACUCAAUGCCAAGACGUAGUGAUAGCUUAUUGGUGUAGAAUUGUAUCUGCCGUGUCUAAUACCAGAAACUUAGUGCCUUGGAACCCCUCAACUGCACAACGCUAUAUUCAUUCUCAUGAUGCAACUUGUU
Molecule: messenger RNA, 1649 nt
Organism: Trichoderma atroviride IMI 206040
Lineage: Eukaryota; Fungi; Ascomycota; Sordariomycetes; Hypocreales; Hypocreaceae
Molecular function (GO): hydrolase activity, acting on carbon-nitrogen (but not peptide) bonds, in linear amides
Source: RefSeq, a predicted model, not a curated record